GAUUAUUAAAUAUAGAAUUUGGGCACUAUUUUUAAUCUAACAGUAACAAACUAAAAAAUAAUAAACCGAGAAGGAGAGAAAUGGGUGGCAGAACCAUGCAUGUUGAUCUCCAAAUAAUCACCCGAAUUCAGACAUACUCUUCUCCUCUCUCCACUCAAUCUUCAGCUAAUAAUCUUAACCUCUUCAACCCACCAGUUACAGUUACCGUACCGGCCAUUAAUGGAAGUGGGUCUUCUUCUUCUUCAGCUUCUCAAUCUGUUUUUGGGCCUGUUCCAUCCCAAUCCGAAGUCCAAACUGCUAUCUCUCUUUUCCAAAUUUUUAUGCGUGGUGUAUCUUCACGCGGUUCAAACUCAAAAUGGCUCGUUGAGAUAUUGGAUGGUCCUAUACCGAGAAUAUUGUUGUCCUAUGGAAUUAGAAGACUUUACGAAGCCUUCCAUUUGUUGCAGACAGAUCCUUUUGUUAAGAAACUAGUGGUUUCACUAUCAUCUGAUAAAGCCCUAUGGGAUGCUAUUAUGAACAACGAGGUGGUUCGCAAGUUCAUAGAACCCUUAUGCUUAUUAGCUGAAAGUGAGAGGCAAAAUGUUACAAGCGAAGAAGAACCAAACAAGGCUCCUAUCACUAUUUUGAAAUGGAUAUGGGAUAUGAUAAAGGCAAAGGCUAUGGAAUUUAUAGGCCAAUUUCUGUCUCUGAAUGAGAUCAACGAUAAUCCUGUUGAAGAAAAGAAUAAUAAAGAGCAACUAGAAGACAAAGUUAGAUCUUCUUUGCUUCUUUCCAUUUUGAUCUUAUUAAUUGUGGUGGUUACUCGAGCUACUAAUUGAAAUAAUAAUUAAAGAACAGCGACAUUUCUUCUACUUCUACCAUGUGGUGACUAAUUUACAGGAACCAGCUGCUUGCUAGUUCAACAAGGCUGUAGAUUGUUUGGAGUCAACUACUGUAAUUUUACUGCACACACAUAUUCUUGGCUUAAUGAGGGAAAACCAAUGAAACUGAGGGUUUCAUUGACAUAUAUAUAUUAAUAUACAUUCUAUUUUUAUCAAACACAAACCCGCUUUCUCAUGAGCUGGAAUCAAUCCUUUGACAUUCCUGCUAUGCUAUAUAUAUAUAUAUCCUGUUCCUUUA
Cannabis sativa is the source of this 1119-nucleotide messenger RNA. RefSeq lists its product as uncharacterized. The transcript has 4 exons. The record is from RefSeq and is a predicted model, not a curated record. The coding region runs from base 81 to 818 and encodes 245 amino acids. Lineage: Eukaryota; Viridiplantae; Streptophyta; Magnoliopsida; Rosales; Cannabaceae.